AGUCAACAAUAGUUCUCCAACAUGGCAAAAGGCGAUGUUUUUUUUUUGAUAUUUUAAAAUUGUUGUAAGCUAUUUCAACACAAGCCGAUACGUCUUUUGCCUUACGAGUACAAAACGUCCACAUUUUCGUAAUUUGAUCUCAAGCGCCGCAAAGCUUCUAAUAAAGUCGCAGCCAAACAGUCGAAGGGAGGGCAGUGCGGGCCGAAGUUCCAAGCUGGAUUGGGGUGUCAUAGUUUGGGGUUGACAUACGCAGUCUUUGUGCCUGCUUUCGCUCAUGCGUGUGCGUCAGGCCGCCAUGGAACAUAAACGGUGGAAAAUAAUCCUCUCCAUGCUGCUGCACAUGCUAAGUGUUGCUUCAGCUUUACCUCCGAGAUGUGACGCAGGGAUUCGAGGGCACUGCAGGCCAAUAGUGGAAGAAAAACCCAAAUGCACGGACAUGCAGCUGUCGUACUGCGAAGACAUGCCGUACUCCCAGACCCUAUUCCCCAACAUCCUGGGACACAGCACUCGCCAAGAGGCAGAGAGCGGAGUCGAGUACCUCCUCAUGAGCGUCAUCGAGUCCCUGCUGGGCGGAGAAUGCAAUCCCGACAUCCGCAUGCUAGGAUGCUCCGUGUUAGCGCCGCGCUGCGAGAAGGACAAGGUGAUGAAGCCCUGUCGCUCCGUUUGUGAGGCGGCGAGGAAAAGGUGCAUCCACGCCUUCGAGGCCAUUGAAAUGGCCUGGCCCUACUUCCUGGACUGUGACCGCUUCUUCGUAGGGGAGGAAGAAGGAUGCUACGACCCGAUAAAGGACCUCAAAGCGCAGUCGGACGGAUACGACGAUUACUUCCUGCUGGACGUUCCCCCGGUGGAGCCGGCCCUGAAGAUCAAGUUCACGUAUCACUCCAACGCUCAGAUGAACAGCAUCCUGAAGAAAACCCAACAGGAAUGUGCCGACAUUGCAAAAACCUACAGUAUCGGCCGCAGCAUGGAGGGCAGGGAGAUGCUGGUCAUUGAGUUCUCCGACAACCCCGGACAACACGAAUUAUUGGAGCCAGAGAUGAAGUUUGUGGCCAACGUUCACGGUGACGAAGUCGUAGGCCGCCAGUUGCUCAUCUACUUGGCUCAGCACCUUUGUUCGGAAUAUCGUCUUGGAAACGAACGCAUCCAGACACUCAUCAACACCACUCGCAUCCACAUUCUGCCCUCCAUCAACCCUGACGGCUACGAGCUCGCAGUGUCCGGACAAAAUGACAGAGGCGGCGGUGAUGACGAUGAAGAGGGUCACAGAUAUGUUUCCUCCAACGUCGGCCGAAACAACGCCCAGAACAUCGAUCUGAACCGAAACUUCCCUGACUUGACCUCCAUUGUUUACAGUCGACGUCGGCAAAAGACUUACCGGACAGACCACAUCCCCAUACCGGACCAUUAUUGGUUUGGCAAGGUAGCACCUGAGACGUAUGCCGUGAUGAAAUGGAUUCGAUCUAUCCCAUUCGUGCUAUCCGCUAACUUCCACGGAGGAGAUCUGGUGGUGUCAUACCCGUACGAUCGAUCCAAGCACCCGCUGGAUCUUAAUCUCUUCUCUCCUACGCCAGACGACAAGGUGUUUAAGUUUCUGGCAAGAACCUACGCAAGCACCCAUGAAGGCAUGCACACCGGGAAUGUUCCUUGUGGAUCAGCUCACGCUCACAGCCAGAAGGGAACCGUUAAUGGUGCACAGUGGUCCAGCAAUGCAGGAGGGAUGCAAGACUUCAACUAUCUCCACACCAACUGCUUUGAGCUGACAAUGGAGUUGGGAUGUGAGAAAUUUCCCCCCGAGGAUGAACUGUUCAUCAGCUGGCACGAGAACCAGGAAGCCAUGUUGUCCUUCAUAGAAGCGGCCCACAGAGGCAUCAAAGGCAUCGUGAAAGACGUGGUAGGAAACGGCAUAAAAGGCGCCAGGAUAUCAGUACGAGGAAUACGCCAUGACAUCACUACAGCUGACAAUGGUGAAUACUGGCGCCUCCUCACCCCGGGCAUCCACAUCGUGACGGCGUCGGCGCCAGGCUACGCGCGAGCAGCCAAGAAGGUCCAACUUCCCCCCACGAUGCACAGCGCCGGGCGGGUGGACUUCGUGUUGGAGAAGGUGGCGCUGGAGCCCAACCAGCCGGAGGAGGAGGAGGCCGCCGCCUAUGACCGCUUUGACCCUAACAACCAAUACGAACGCUACAUCCUGAUGGCCGAUGUCAGCUCCCCCCGAGAGGAACGUGUGGAGAAGCCCUGGUGGUGGAGCUACUUUGUCCUGCCGGGGGUGCCCUCUCCCACCUGGCUGCUUAAAAGUCACUAAACUACCAAAUUGUUGACCAUUUUGCAACAUAUUUCAACACUAACACCGCCUUUCCUGGACAUUUUCUUCAUUUUUUACGCAAUAUUCCUCUCUUGUAAUUUAUGUUUCAUGCUUCACUCCAUAAAUCUAAUCUUCACACACCGUAAACAAAUCAGUUGGCCACUAGUGGGCAACAAUACUCCAAUUUUUGACCAUGUAAGGAUUUUUAUUAUGCUUUAGUUUUUUUUCUUUGUUCUUUUCUGUAAAUAAACACACAGAUGAGUCUUUAAUGCA
Dunckerocampus dactyliophorus (ringed pipefish) is the source of this 2575-nucleotide messenger RNA. Its product is annotated as carboxypeptidase Z-like. NCBI's taxonomy places the organism in Eukaryota, Metazoa, Chordata, Actinopteri, Syngnathiformes, Syngnathidae. Gene Ontology annotation, molecular function: zinc ion binding; metallocarboxypeptidase activity; protein binding. The record is from RefSeq and is a predicted model, not a curated record. Gene Ontology annotation, biological process: proteolysis. The transcript is spliced from 11 exons. Bases 275 to 2302 code for a protein of 675 amino acids.